AGCACCGGACGCGCCGGGCGCGCGGCCCCGCCCCUUCCUGCGGCUGCCCAAUGGGCGCGCAGGCCGCGGUUUAAAUGGCGGGGCGGCCGCGGGCCCGGGUCGUUGGUGCCGCCAUGGGCAGCGCUGAGGGCGCAGAUUGGGUUGAUGUUGCCAAUGAUCUUUUAAGGACGUGUCACAUAAACCAGCACAUAAAGCAUCUCUCAGAAUGUGGUGCUGACCUGUUUGUUUGUCUUUAUGAAUCAAUCUUAGGAGAGAAAGUACCAGAUUUCAUUGCUACUCCCAGAAGCCAAGAGGAUGAUGCACAUAAUGUACAAGCAGUAAUAGAUUCCCUGGCAUUGGAUUAUUUGCAGGUCAGCUUGUCUCACAUCACAGGUGAGAACAUUGUGAAAGGAGACAGGGAAUCUAUCAAAAACCUCCUCGAAAUAUUUGAUGGUUUGUUAGAAUAUCUUAGAGAAGUCAGUGAAACAUCUUCUCAGACUGGAGCUGAGAUAAAUGUGCUGUCUAGUGAUGAAAUUCAAAUUGCAUCUCAAGAGCAGCUGGAAAGCACUGCUGAUCAACUUACAGAACGUACACUGCUCUCAUCAGCUGAAAGGUCCCCGUCAGAAUAUUUUAUUUUAACUUGUGAUACAGAUGGCUCAGGAUCUACCAGUGAAUUAAUUAAACUUGGCGAUACUGCUUAUUCAUUUUCCAAGAGAGGGGAAGAAAAGGACACGGGAGUAGAAGACUCUGCAAGCACAGAGGCUCUUGCAGCAUUGCCCAGACAGUUCUCAGAAAGUGAAAGGGGGACUGCAAAUGAAAGGGAAGAGGGAGGGAUGGAGUCUGUUGGUGCUGCUGAACCUCACAAAGGGAGUUUGAGUGUCAGUGCUACAAAGCUGGGGGAGCCUAUCCAGCAGGCAAUUCCUCUGCUGCCCCCGUUCCAGCCCUCAGAUCCAGCAUGGAGAGAUUACCACAGCUCAGACAGACAGGCAGCAGCUCUGGCUUGCAGUCAAGCAGUGAACAUUCCUACUAUUGAAAAGUCACUUACCCAAAAAUUUCAUGGUGUUUCUGAUGGUCUUCCUCUAUCCAGAAAGAUCCCUGGAGAAAUGCUGGGAGAUGAUGCCAAGGACAAUGUGACAAAGGUGCCUCUGGUAUGUGAGUCUUCUAUAUCCACCUCUUCUUUAGAGGAAAAGCUCCCGUUACGUGCUGAACAAGUAACACAAACCCCAAGACCUGAAUCUCAGCAAUGGCCUCAAACAACAAGCAAAUACAAGAAUUCCACCACAGAUUCAGCUGAAGAUUCACUUUCCCACAGAACAACAAAGGAAAAAGUGCCUGAGGAAGAGUUUAAUGAAGCAUCAGAAAAUCUGUCUCGCAGGCUAAAUGAACUAGAUUUAAUGCUGAAGAGAGCUUUGGGUGAGCACACGAGAGAAGAGGAGCUGACAGAUGAGGACAGCCUGUCCCACCACAGUGACAGUGUCAUGGACUAUGGCCGAAGGAUAGCUGGGAGAGGCACAUCACGUCCAAGGUACCGGGGCAGGCCAAGAUCCCUCUCUCCAGCCUCACCCUUAUCUCAGCACCAGGAACAUAAACUAAGUGGCAGCGGAAUAGGCCAGGUAAAGACAAUACGCAGCCGCCUGCAGGAAGAAAGGAAUGAAAGAACAAGAAAAGCAAAGCUGGUCACUAAAGCUUAUGAAAAUGAGCUAAGAAUUUUUGAAGCGAGGGAGAAGUGUAGAAUUUCCAAGCUCAGAGAAGCUGCCAAGGAAAUGGAACAAGAGUACAAAGAAAAUGUCUUUCAAGAACCUCCAAAAGUGUCUCAGCGAGCGAAAGUUUAUUCUAGAAAAACCACACCUCAGUAUCCCAAAUACAGCCAGUGGAUUCCAAAACGAGGGAUCGUGAAGCCAAAGCAAGCAGCUCCAAUGACAAUAAGAGACAAUGACCUCCUCUUGCAGCUCCUGGAGGAGUUUCCCCACCUGCACAUUUCCCCCCGUACUCUGAAUAAAAUGUGGCAUCAGCAGCUUGCACAAACUGCACACCUCAAGGCACCCUCUGCCAGACCUAGACCAAACCUCCAAAAUGAAGUUGAACAAGCCUUGAAGAAACAUGAGCUGCUUUCUGCAAUUAUUAAGAAAGAUCAAGAUCACAGCAAGAGACUGCAAGAAAUCAAGCAGCGCAUCCACCGGCAGAAGUGGGCUCAGAACAAAGUGACGGAGAAGCGGCAGCAGAUGGCCCGGGCCAGGAAAUACUACGAGGAUUACAGGGUCCAGCUCCGGGCCAAGCUGCUGCGGGCGAGGACGCGCGAGGAGAGGAUAUUUAAAAACUUAUUUGAAGAAGGCUUAGAAAUUCAGAAGCAAAGACUGAGGGACCUGAGAGCUUAUGCUCGGGAGAAGCGUGAUGAGCAACGGAGAGAGCACCAGAUUGCGCUGGAGUCUCUGGAGAACUAUUACAAAGAUCAGUUUUCCAUGCUAGCAGAAGCUAUAUCUCAAGAAUUCCAAGAAAUCCAAACCAGAGAGAAAGCACAAGCACAAAUGCUACAAAAAUCAAAAAGUGAAGUGCGAUCAAAGAUGGAAAAGGAAAUACAGCAACUGCAAGCAGCAAUCAUGCACAAUGAUGAUGACACAUUUUUUCAAGAACUAGAAGCAGACAGACUGAGAUCCAGACUUCAGAUUGCUUCCUUCCAGUACAGCCAAAGCCACUUCUUCUAAGACUUGGGAAGAUGGUGUAGCUUUGCUGAGUUUUGAGGAGACAUCUGUUCACCAGUGCUGAGGUAAAGUCCUUGCCAAGCCAUGCCAGUACCUGAGGGCCAGAACUAAGACCUGCUGUGUUUGACUAGAGCGUUCAGCACACUCUUCACUGUAGGUAACAGCAUGUAGGAAGUCACCAAGUUUCAAGUAUUUUCUCCUGAAAUAAAGUCGAGUUACUUAAAAAGGACAUUGUUACAUUUUACAGAUUUAAUUAAGAAAAACUUAAAAACUUUUAAAACCAUUGAUGCUGUGACAGUGCAAACAGCAUACAAUUUAUUGCUCAACUUCUGCAUGGGUACAUACAUUAAGUACUUAAAAACCAUUUUAUACAGAUUUUUUUUGUUAAAGCUCAUGUAACAGCUGGGUGAAAAUACAAUGAUACCAAUGCUAAAACACUCUGUAAUAAAUACAAUGAAAAUGA
Lonchura striata (white-rumped munia) is the source of this 3141-nucleotide messenger RNA. It is a transcript of the gene CEP95, whose product is annotated as centrosomal protein 95. Gene Ontology annotation, cellular component: spindle pole; centrosome. The record is from RefSeq and is a predicted model, not a curated record. Lineage: Eukaryota; Metazoa; Chordata; Aves; Passeriformes; Estrildidae.